UACAGAUGGUGGUCACUACUUCUAUUUCUGCUCAGUUAUUCCAUUUUUGCUAAUAUUUUUUUAUGAAUUAAAUAUAAGUAUUUGCAGUCUGCUAUAUUAGCAAAUGCAUUACUUGCUCUGUCUUAAAAGGAGAUAAUAUUUUAGAUGCUUCUAUUAAAAAAACAGAGCCAGCAAAACAUUAUAAGAAGCAUUAAUGUUGAUAAGGGACUUAAAGAGCCUCAUGCAAUGAAACAAGUUGGAAAGAAACCUUUACCACAGUUGAAGAUGUUCCUGUUCAUUGCAGGGGGGUUGGACUAGACAACCUUUGAAGGUCCCUUCCAACCCAAACUACUCUAUCAUUCUGUGAUUUUCUCUCAGUAGCCCCUAAGAAUUCCUACAAGACAUUUUGCUGCAAUGAGGCUAUAAAGAAGUAACUUUACCAGAAACAUGUUACCUAUUUGUUUCAGCAAAUAGCCACGUAGCUAUGCUGGCUGCAGCAUAUUUUUUUUUUUUUUUAAAUUUAGCACCAUAAGAACUGAACAGCACUGAGGACUGACUUCAAAUAACAUUUUGAGUACAAAAUUUGCAAUAUGUAUGAAUACAAAAAGCCAUGACCACCUCUGUCAUUGGUUGGUUUUCCUUACCUUUACCUCAUUAAGCUUUAGAAAAUGUGCUGUUUAGAUAAUGAGAUACACAUUGCAAGGAGUAAGCAGACAAACCAAUCUCCUGGUAACCAAUUUAUAAUCUGAAAGCUAUUUGUGCAAGCCAUUUGGGAAAGAUGAAUAUGAGAUGGCUGGCCUUCGCCCCCUAGUGUUUGCUUAAGAAUUAAUGGAAAACAACCAUAAAAGAAAUAAUAUUUUAAAAAUUAUUUUAUUUUGUAAAACACAACUGGAGAACACAAGUCACGUUUGUCCAAAAUAUUGCAUAAGCAUAAGGGCUCUUUGUGAGGCACCAACUCACAGGUUUUUUUGGUUUGGUUUGUUUUUUUAAACCAAGUAAGAUGAAUCAUAUUUGCUCUGUAGAGAGCAGCUUAAAACCUUGUACUUUUUAAUUGUAUGCACAUAGCAAUAUAAAAGACCAACAUAGUUUGGUUUAAGAACUCAAGCAACUCAAGCAAGAGGCGUCGUCUGGGUUCCAUGAGUGGUUUGCAAUAAUAAGACUCAAUGGAUCUGCAAAAAACUGCUUGGCAGCGCAUUAGAUGUGGAUUAGUUACAUACAAAUGUUGAAAACCAGUUUACUGUUAAGCACUUUGCUGUUUGAGUGGAUGCAAGUGCUGUGCAAAGCUUGUCCUGGCAGAGAGCCUCCGCGCUGAGGAAAAAGUGGCAAGCGGAGCUGGGAUUUCCAAGAAGCUGAGUACAGAAAUGUUCUGCUUGUCACACGGGAAUGAGUACAUGGCGCUCAGUGCUCUACCUUGCGGCUCACAGCUUGAAUAAUAUGGCCAGAAAACAGCUAGCAAAAAUCUAGACAGUGAGGCACUGAGGGGCCAAGCUAAGACACCUGAUAAUACAAGAACAUUGUGGGCAGUCAGCUGGAUGAUGAGAGAAUGAAUGAAAGAAGCAGCAGCCAUUCCCCAUCCCCUGCAGAUCAGAGAUGGAAUGCGAAGGGUUUUUUUAAAGUAUUAUUUCCUAAAGCAUUAUUCAAGCAUAUCCCAGGUCUGAAUUUUCUAGUAUUUCUUAUUGCAAGGUGAUGCAACACCCAAAACAUUAUUAGUAUAAUACGUACCUGAAAUGUAUAUAAAUACAUCUGAUCCUGUCAUAAAAAUAAUCUUCCUUUUUACUUUGCAGACCAUGUUAUUUAAAGGCAAAACAUAGCAACCCUGGCAGGUAAAUUGCCCAGUGUUAUGUGUGAUUGAGUAUCACCUCCCAUUUAGUUUUCUAUAAAAGCCAUUACCUAGUAGUGAUCACAGUGAUAAGGCAGCUUGUCAUCCUUUCCUUCCUUACAGAAAUAAGCACAGCCUCAUGGACCAGCUUGGGAGAUUCAUUCGAUCAGAUGCUAAAGGAAUGUUGGAAAAGAUGCGAUUGUGCUUGACAGAGAAACUGCUGCCACAUUUGGAAGACAGAAGGAAGUAUCAUCAGGAGUUCGCCUCAUCCACUUCAUUUCAUGGAGUGCACAAUAUCGUUCAAACGCGGAGCAAGACUCGCAAAGUGCUGUGGCUGUUAGUAGUCACAGGCUGCCUUACCAUUGUCAUUUGGCAAAUCUGCAGUCGUUUCAUGUACUACUUCAGCUGGCCAACCACAACUACAGUGGUAGUUCAGUAUGUGGAAAAUGUCAAAUUCCCUGCUGUGACUCUUUGCAACUUGAACAGAUUUCAAGCUCAUGCAGUAAGCAACCUCAAAAUAAUUUUUUUAAUUUGGAACAUUGUGUCUGGAGCUCAACACAAAUCUCAUGUGGAAGAGAAAUAUUCUCAAGAGCUACAUGAUUUUCUUCUUGGGAAUCAGAACUUCAGCAUCAAAGAGUUUACAAGAAAAAAUGGGUUUUAUCUGAACAGCAGCACAUUGCUAGAAUGUGAUUUCUUUGGAAAGCCAUGUAACCCACAGGAUUUUGAACAUGUUUUCACUGAAUAUGGAAACUGCUUUACUUUUAAUCACAAUGAUAUUUCAGCAAGAAGAGUGAGUUUGUCUGGAAGAGGUUUGCAUUUGCUUUUUGAUGUCCAACAGGAACAAUUCACUGAUGAACCUGAUCUUGGUUAUACUGAUGCUGGUAUGAUUUUUGUUAUCCAUUCACCCAAAGAGCAUCCACACUUUGAUGGUUUAGGUUUAUUAACACCCGUUGGCAUGCAUGCACAGGUUGCAAUCCGACAGCUGAAGUCAAUUAUUCAAGAAUACCCAUGGGGAGAGUGCAACCCUGAUAUAAAGCUUCAGUACCACAAGACUUACAGUACUAAUGGAUGUUUGCAGGAAUGCAAAGCUCGGUACAUACAGGACUGGUGUGGCUGUUUGCCAUUCAUUCUUCCAGGAAAUGGAACAGAAUGUGAUUUGCUGAAGUUCUACAAUUGUGUUUAUCCAGCAGUCUAUGACAUAGAAAUAAAAGGAUUAUGUACAGUAGGAACUCACAAUUCUACUUGCCCUGUCCCAUGUGAAGAAACAGAUUAUCCUACUACUGUCACCUAUUCAAGUUUUGGAGGAGAAAACGCCAUAAAAUACUUUUCUGAAAAACUGAAGAAAAGCACAGAAUACAUCAGGAAGAACCUUGUGUGUAUUGACAUUAAAUAUAAUGAUCUGAGCUACAAAAUAACACAGCAGCAGAAGGCCUUGACUAUAUCAGAGUUGAUAGCUGAUGUAGGUGGCCAGCUUGGAUUGUUUUGUGGUGCCAGUGUGAUUACAAUUAUAGAACUGUUGGAGUAUAUUUUUACUAACUUCUGUUGGAUGUGCAUCUUCCUUCUAUUGAAAGCUCCUGAAAUGCCCCAAUGGAAUAAUCCAUCCCAGAACCAAGCAACACACAAGGAAAAAAACAUUGGAAUACAAGAAUGUUAGUGGCUUGUAGAAGCAGAAAACUAGCUGUUCCUGCAACUUCCUUUUUAAGAUACAAAGGAGACAGUAAUAUUUUGCAUUUCUCCCUUCCCUGCGCUCCGUAUUCUUCCUGUGUCAUUUAUUGCCUAGAACUGUUUAGCUGUGCUGGUUAUCCUUGAAAAGUGAACUUUGGAAAGCCUCACUCUUUCUCAUGUGAAGAAAUAUGUAAACUUUACCUAAAGCUUUUUUUUAAAGAAUUACCAAUGUUUUAAAGUAACAUAGCAAGCAAUACUGACAUACAAUGCACCUUAACACGUCUGACCCAGUUUUUAUCUUCUGUAUUUUGUGUGAGGAGAAUUAAUACAUGUGCCAAACUAACACAUGUGUCAAGUUCCUAAACUGCCAUAAAGAUGAAACAUUGCCAUGCUGAAAGAGCAGAUUCCUUAUUAAUGAUGAAGAAUAUGGUAGCUUUUCAUUCAGAAUUAGGAGUGUGCCUAAUAACGGUAACUUCUACAGUGAAGUAUCUGUUUGUCUGAAAUGCAUCCAAAAAACAAAUCUCAUGAAUCUGAGAACUACUGCAAAUACAAAACUAGACAAAUAUAGGGCAUUUGAGCAGAUGGCAAGUAGGCUAACAUAGGCUAAGUUCAAUGUUUAACAUCAUGAAAGAUGAUUGUAAAGACUAAAGGCUCCAUCUAAGUCUUACUGUGAGUAAGAAUUUUGUGGCUUUGGUGGUGAAUCAGGCUUGCUCAAAGUUUAUUGCUUUGAAAUAGUUCAGAAAAGUUUCCGUGCUUUCCUACAUCCAUGUGGGCCUAUGAAGCAGUAGUAGUUUAGACUCUUACAUGUUUAAAGACAACUUAGGUGAUUUUUGUUUUUAACUAUGUCUUCACAAACAGUGAAUGUACCUUUAGUACAUUUCUUCCCCUAGAACAAGUCCCUGAAUACAGUUGCAAAUAAACCCACAGUUACCCAAGUCUGCUGCCAGAGUCUAUCAAUCAGAGCGUUUGAUGUGUUUGGAGGUACCAAACAGAACCUGGAUGGAAAACCUUAUGGAAAUAUCGACACAAAACCAUCUUGGACAAGACGUACCCAAGACUAAAUUUAAGACUACAAGAUAAAAUAUUAUCCUGAUUUGAAGCCAAUUUUUAUUCAAUUAACUAUAUAUAACAGCAAGAGACGUCUCUUUAUUUGAAAACUUACAGAAAGUUGUCUCGACUUCUGACUAGCACAAUAUAGACUUUGAUAAUCAAAACAUUUUUACACUAGAAAGCUCACAAAGGCUACAACAUCACACCUUCUGAGCCACUGCUCCCCAGCCAGCAUCAGGGCCCUGCAACCUUCAGUCAACCCAGUCUCCAUGCUCUUAAAUAAUGUCAAUGCUGUGCCUGAAACUCCAGGUGAGCACCAGCCAUAGCCAUGCUCCGCAAUUCCCACUGUUCUUCCAUACCAUCUGCCCAAAUUCAGUGGCUAAAAAUUAGUUAGUUUCUACAAAAGAAGUGUACCUAUUAAGCAGCCAAGUCCUUAAGGUUAGGGAUAAAGUAAUGAAAAUGCUACCACUUGGUCAUCGUUGACAACAACUUCCCUUCAACAUAAGCCCUAGUAUAAGCAAUUUGGGAAACACAGGAAAUGUUUUACUUCCUAGAAAGAGAUGCCUUUAUUCCACUCCUCAGUAACUGUAGGGUUGAGAGACCUUAAAGUUAACUUGGAGAUUUUUGUCUUGCUCUUUUUUAUUGGUCAUUUCUGCUAAGAGUCUUCCCCCUGACUUAACAAGCACAUGCACACUUGGAACAGCAGCUGUACAAAAAGGUCUGUCUAACCCCGGUGUCUGAGGUGUGCGUGGCCAAUGCAGAGGCAGAAUGGAAAGAACAGAACGAACACACUGUAAUAUUUCUCUAAAGACUUCUCCGAGUCUCAAACAGUUGGGAAUCCCCAAGCCAGAAGAAAAGAUGGUUUUGGAAGUAGGAAUCAGGUAUUAUCUGGCUCCUGUAUAAGAAGAAAAGCAGGGGAAAGAUUAAACAUAGUGAUCUAGCACAGCUCAUAUUUCAGAGAUCAAAGUGUUUUGUAGCUAUCAAUCAGAAUUAUUAUUUUCUUUGUUUACUUCUACUAAGAAGGGCUAAAUAAAUUAGUAUUUUAAGUACUAAUAAACAAAAGAAAACUGGUAUUAUUUCUGCUGUGCCAAAAGUUUCAGUGAAAUGAAGCACAGAAUGUGCAACUACAAAAAUAACAUGACUUUUGCUUACUCCACUGACUUUGGGCAAGGAGAGCUGAAAUCACUGCUCAGUUACAGAUUCUUCUAACAUACAUGGCAGAAGGAGCUCUGAAGAAAGCACAAAGACUGGUGUUUUGCCCAGGGUCAGCUGAUUCAGGCAUAUUUUUCCAGCAAUGGCUUGUGACGAGAUUGUAUCAAGCAAUUAAUCCCCCAGCACUGCUAUAUGUAUAUAUAAUAGCAAGUGUGCCGUGCAGCAGAGCAGAAGUAAGGGUGCUUUUGUACUUUGAUGUAUGACUACUGUUCUACUAAGGCAACAGAAUUUUUAAAAAGUUUAAGAAAAUAUUUUAAUUUACUGCAAAAGUAAAGGUGACACAUCU
Molecule: messenger RNA, 6011 nt
Organism: Columba livia (rock pigeon)
Lineage: Eukaryota; Metazoa; Chordata; Aves; Columbiformes; Columbidae
Gene: ASIC5
Product: acid sensing ion channel subunit family member 5
Exons: 10
Coding region: 1938-3452 (504 amino acids)
Biological process (GO): sodium ion transmembrane transport
Cellular component (GO): plasma membrane
Molecular function (GO): ligand-gated sodium channel activity
Source: RefSeq, a predicted model, not a curated record